Messenger RNA from Rhinichthys klamathensis goyatoka, 2425 nucleotides. It is a transcript of the gene ubap1, whose product is annotated as ubiquitin associated protein 1. Gene Ontology annotation, cellular component: ESCRT I complex. Gene Ontology annotation, biological process: ubiquitin-dependent protein catabolic process via the multivesicular body sorting pathway. The transcript is spliced from 7 exons. The record is from RefSeq and is a predicted model, not a curated record. Gene Ontology annotation, molecular function: ubiquitin binding. The coding region runs from base 195 to 1559 and encodes 454 amino acids. Lineage: Eukaryota; Metazoa; Chordata; Actinopteri; Cypriniformes; Leuciscidae.
AGUGGCAACGCAUGUCGUCACACAGGAACCGAAGGAGGCGGUCAAACCAAGAUGGCGUUCCGCGAUGAAGCAGGAAAUAUACUCGGUUUUCAGUAAAUCUCCUCAUUUGAGAGCGUCGACCGGAGCUUGUAUGUCCGAGGAGAAGUGAGAGACUUAUUCGGAGACUGAAGACAGAGCAGAUAUUGUUACUCUAAAUGGCUGCGAGGAAGUCUGGAUCAGAUAUCCACAACAACGGACCCGUCAGCUACCUUGAGGAUGUUCCCUUCAAGCUCAAUGAGAAAUUCCGCUGUCCCUCAAAAGUGGGUCUUCCAAUGGGCUUCUCUUUGUCCGACUGUAAUGUCAAACUCUUAGAUCUCCAAUAUGACUUCAGUCUGGAGCGACGGAGCGUUCAGUGGGGGGAGGAGCUUGCCAAAGCACGAGCCGCCGAAGCACGAGCGGCGGAGGUCGCCCAGGUGGACUCUGAAAAUGAAAGGCAGGCUGCUGCUCAGGAUGCAGAUGUCGGAUUGGUUGGGGGGAAGAAAGCCCGCCCCUCUGAUGAGCAGGACGUUCUCCCACCAGCUUUGAACCCGGUUUUAGCUGGCCUGUGGCACAACGCAAUCCUUACGCCUCUCCCAGCCCCCUCUUUUGGACUGACGCGACCAGCACCUAGCAACCCGGCCCCGCAGUGUCUGAACUUAGCUGACUUUGAGCGAGAGGAGGACCCUUUUGACAAACUUGAGCUCAAGACACUGGACGACAAAGAAGAGUUGCGAAAUAUCCUGCAGAGUCAACCGCAGUCCGUUUCACCUCCUCAGCUUCCUCCAGCUGAAAAUCGCCCCACUUCUCCAAGUACUACGCCUCCUCUUCAGGCCAAAGCGGGAAUGUUCCAUAAACCCAAUGGACUGGUUGGACUGCUGGACUUAGAACGGGGUGGGGUUGUGGGGACCCCUCUGGGACAGAUUGAUGCCGACCGCCCAUGUAAUAUUCGCUCACUGACUUUCCCUAAGCUUUCAGACCCAGGAGACUCCCCCUCAGAACCUCCUCUCAGCGUUUACCCACCACGCAGUCUGUCCAACGGCAUGCCACCAUCCCUGCAGAGAACAGCAUCCAAUACCAACACGACACUCCCCCAAGAGCAACCUGUCUAUGCUCAGAAUGGAACAACGAAGCAGUCAAACCCCGUCACAGCUACUAACCAUCCGCCUGCUGCCACGUUCCUUCUCGGCCUUUCUCCCAGUGAACGACAGUGUGUGGAGACAAUUGUGGGCAUGGGUUAUUCUUACGAGGGUGUUCUCAGAGCCAUGCAAAGACAAGGACAGAAUGUGGAAGUGGAACAGGUGCUGGACUAUCUGUUUACUCACAGUCGACUGUGCGAUCGGGGUUUUGAUGCAACGUCUGUGGAGGAGUGCUUGGAGAUGUACCAGGGCUCAGAGGAAAAGGCUCUUGAGUUUCUGCAGCUGAUGUCAAGGUUUGGGGAAAUGGGCUUUGAGAGAGACACUAUUAAAGAGGUACUACUCGUGCACAAUAAUGACCAGGAUAAGGCGCUGGAGGAUCUGAUGGCCCGAGCGGCUGCGAGCUGAGCUUCGAGAGUCCGUCCACCUGGAGCCACCCCCUCCCCUGGCCCUCCGAGGGGUCCUGGCUGUGGAAGGAUGUGAUACUCUUAUCUCUAAGACAGGACGACUGAUUUUGUAUCCUAAUAAAGAUAUACCUCUUGGAGUAGGGAUUGAUGGCACCGCUCAACUGUGCAUUCAUCCCUCUUCAGCUGUAUGUCUGUUAAGUGAUCUUAGAAUGGUGACGAGUGGGAGGAGCCCAAACCCUUCUCCGAGAAUCGGCAUUGGCUAGUGUCUCUGUUGCCAUGGUGACAGACUAGACUGGGCGGUACUGGAGAAACAGAAUUGAGCGGAGCCCCAUUGACGCCAGGUUUGACAGAUUACGGACUCGGAGUGACACUCGAAGCUAUUACGCUGCCAUCUCCCGCUGCUGGACGCAGGCUUUCGAAAAUUGAAACCUGAACACUCAUAAAUACAACCCAUGGCUAAACAGAAACCCCACUGAAGUGCCCUCUCUCUAUUCUGUCUCUGCUGUUUGUUUGUUCAUACAUUGUUUAUAUGUUUGACAGGUGGAAAUACUUUAUCUUUCUUCAUUUGUCCUUUUUUGAGAUUGUGUUUCUUUGCUCUAUGGUUAGGAACUGCUUUUAACAGAACUAAUCAGCAUUAUGUAAGUUUGCCCAGUUGGCUUUUGCACUGGAAUGAACACAUUCGGCAAGAAAAAUUUGUAAGUUCGGCUGGAGCUGCAAAAUUGAAAUGAUGCCGCCACGUUUUCAUACAAAUGACAUGCAAAUACUGCACAGGCACACUGAAUCACAGAUGUUAAUAUAAACGUAUUUAAAGAUCUGUAAAGAUACACUGUCGGUUUCCAUCUGUAAUAAAUAAAUUGAGAACAUUAA